Molecule: messenger RNA, 1851 nt
Organism: Periophthalmus magnuspinnatus
Lineage: Eukaryota; Metazoa; Chordata; Actinopteri; Gobiiformes; Gobiidae
Gene: trim59
Product: tripartite motif containing 59
Exons: 4
Coding region: 213-1586 (457 amino acids)
Biological process (GO): cilium assembly
Cellular component (GO): intraciliary transport particle B; cilium; centrosome
Molecular function (GO): zinc ion binding
Source: RefSeq, a predicted model, not a curated record
GGUGGUGACAUACGUAUGACUGCCAUGGAUGUAUGUUUUUAAGCCAUAUUGAGGCCUAAAACUCCUUACAAGUUGCCUUAACUACAGGAGAGCAAACCACACAAGCGAAGUGAUGUAACAGGACCCACCCUAGGGCACUUAUUUAUUAGGCUCUCACAAAACCUGGAUCAAUUUUGCGAGUUUUAUUUGACUUUUUCAUAUUGUGUAGCCAAAUGCAACCAAUUUUGAAAGCAAACUUGUAUUUUGCUAAACAGGUUUUCCAGGUAACUUUUCAUCCACUGCCCUGUGCCGCCUUGCCAGAUCAUCUUUCCCCAGGCCCCGGGUGUACUCUUGGGAUGCAGUGCCUGGAGGAGGACCUGACAUGCUCCGUAUGCUACUCUCUGUUCACGGACCCCAGAGUCUUGCCUUGCUCGCACACCUUCUGCAAAACCUGCUUGGACAGCUUGCUCCAGGUGUCCCUUAGCUACAACAUCUGGCGCCCACUUCGCCUGCCUCUCAAAUGCCCCAACUGUCGUAAUGUGGCGGAGCUGCCCCCUACAGGCACAGAAGCUCUGCCCUGCAACGUGUCACUGAAGGCAAUCAUUGAGAAAUACCAGAAAGAUGGCCAUCCUAGCGGGACGUUUUGCGAGGAUCAUCAACAACAGCCACUGAACAUGUAUUGUGUUCAAGACCGGCGGCUCAUCUGUGGUUUAUGUCUGACUAUUGGACAGCACCAGGGACACCCCAUAGACGACCUGCAGGCUGCAUAUAUCAGAGAGAAGCAGACCCCGCAACAGCUGGCUAAACUGUCUGAGCAAAAAUGGACACAGGUUUGUGAACUUGGGAAGCAACUGGAGCAGGAAAAGGAGCGUUGCGACGGUGUUUUACGGCAGGAUAGACAGGAGGUUCUUCAGUUCUUUCAAUCCUUGGAGGAAACAUUGGUCAAGAAGAAGCGGGCAUAUCUAGUUGCUCUUGAUAAAGCCUGCUCAGAAGUGGCUCAUGCUUAUGAUCCACUGAUCUACAGAGUGAAGGAGCUGCAGGAGGAGCAGCUGGAUCUGGUGUCCUUGGGCUCUGCUGUGGAGGAUGAGGAUUCAGCACUGGUUUUCUUGGACAAAGUACACUUAUUCAGGGAGCGAGUGGAGGAGUUCAUCCAAACACCAUUGCCCUCUAUGUUGAGCCUCUCCGUGAGUCCUCGAGCCGCAGACUACCUGCACACGCACUGGCCCACUGUCACCAUCUCCAGCUUGGAUCAGGCCCCUGUUCCUAAAGUGUCGUGUUGUACAAGAUGUUGUUCACAGGCACUUCGUGAUCACUCUGCCUCAUGGUCCCAGCUGCUUUGCCCUGGGCCCCUGAUGGCAUUUAUGCUGCUUCUAGGACUACUUAUGGCUGUGUGGGGAUAUACUGAAGGUGCAACAUCAUGUGGCUUCUCUCAACUGUCCAACAUCAGUGAGGUGGUCCACAGUAUCAGCAAUGAACUCAUCGCCUCAGUCAGGAGUUCAGCAGAGUUACUCGUCACCUGUAUACACAGGUCUCACCUUGUCUCAAUUGGAGAACAGGUUUUCCAUAAGCUCGGUGAAUUUUUUAAGUUAACAUAUUGGUAUGAAUAAAAUCCAGCUCAUUCAACAUUAGCAAUUAUGUUUCGUUUCCAACAGUAUUUUGAUUUGUUACAUAUUUAUACUUACAACAGCACAGCUAAGGGACUUGUAUAUGGUAUCUAACUGGACAUCAAAUACUGUUGAAUAAUCUAAGAAACAGGAAUCCAUUCAGUUGUUUGUUGCUAAAUUAAGUGCAUCAGCAUCCUAAUGUUUUUUUAAGAAAGUAAAGCUGAACAGUUAAUUUUCACUUUAUUCAAAUAGAUCCUUUACAUAAGUC